UCCGAUCUUUCACAGGGUCUACAGUACAGAAAGCAGUGUAAGUGUUCUCAGAUAGAUAUCGUCAGUUUCGACGAUAAUACAAGUCUUUGACGUGAUUUACAGAGAAAAACUUCGUCUCGAAAACUUGAACGAUGAACGCUUCAACCAAGAAAAUCGUCUUCCUGGCCGCCGCGCUGACAUUGAUCGCGAUCGUCGGUUAUACGUCGGCGGACAUGGCGGACGUCGGCUUGUGCAUCAGGAACUGCGCGCAGUGCAAGAAGAUGUUGGGCGCCUACUUCGAAGGGCCGCUGUGCGCGGACGCGUGCGUCAAGUUCAAGGGCAAGAUGAUACCGGACUGCGAGAACAUCGAAUCCGUGGCACCGUUCCUCAACAAGCUCGAGUGAUUUACGCCUCACACCCGUCACCCUAACUAGGCCGAUUACAUUAUUAUUAAUAUUAUGUAUUUUCAAAAUUAAUUAUUAUAUUAUUAUACACACCACGAUUAUACACGCUAUAUACGGGCUGCAGCCAUACUUCCGACUUUUAGUAAA
Messenger RNA from Rhopalosiphum maidis (corn leaf aphid), 530 nucleotides. Its product is annotated as eclosion hormone-like. The transcript has a single exon. Gene Ontology annotation, biological process: ecdysis, chitin-based cuticle; neuropeptide signaling pathway. The coding region runs from base 132 to 383 and encodes 83 amino acids. Gene Ontology annotation, molecular function: ecdysis-triggering hormone activity. The record is from RefSeq and is a predicted model, not a curated record. Lineage: Eukaryota; Metazoa; Arthropoda; Insecta; Hemiptera; Aphididae.